UCGUUCGAUGUGACGUAGAGUUGGAGGCGUUGGCCGGUGUCACUGUCCGUCCUGGAGAACCUGAUACGGAGCAGACGUCCUUUAAAGUAAUCCACGGAGAAACCGGACCGUUACAAAGUCUAACACUUUGACUUUUCGUUUUGUUUUUUAUUUCUACUUCCGCGUAGUAAUUUACCCGAAACUGUCGAGAUGAUCAAAAACGGCCACCACGCCACCGACGAGCAGCGGGAUGAAGCCGGCUGCCGUAAGCCGGGUGGCUCAGUGUGCAGCCCGGAGAAAAGAAAGCGCAUCGUCCGGUUAUGGUGUGACGGCUGUUAUGACAUGGUGCAUUACGGUCACUCCAACCAGCUGCGGCAGGCCAAAGCCAUGGGAGAUUAUCUCAUCGUGGGAGUGCAUACAGAUGCUGAGAUUUCCAAGCACAAGGGUCCUCCAGUCUUCACUCAGGAAGAACGCUACAAGAUGGUGCGGGCCAUCAAGUGGGUGGAUGAGAUAGUUGAAGGAGCCCCUUACGUCACCACCCUGGAGACUCUGGACAAGUACAACUGUGACUUCUGUGUGCACGGAGAUGACAUCACGCUGACGGUAGAUGGUAAGGACACAUAUGCAGAGGUGAAGCGCGAGGGCCGUUACCGGGAAUGUAAGCGCACACAGGGCGUCUCCACCACUGACCUAGUGGGACGAAUGCUUCUCAUGACUAAAGCUCAUCACAGCAACAUGGAUAAUCCAGAUUACCAGCAGCAUACAGACAACUUUGGAAAAGGUCCCAAAGGCCACAGUCCAUGGACAGGAGUGUCUCAGUUCCUCCAGACGUCGCAGAAGAUCAUCCAGUUUGCCUCAGGAACUGAGCCUCAGCCCGGAGACACAAUCAUCUAUGUGGCCGGAGCAUUCGACCUCUUCCACAUUGGCCAUGUUGACUUCUUAGAGAUGGUCUAUAAGCAGGCGGAGAGGCCCUACGUCAUCGUAGGUCUGCACUUUGACCAGGAAGUGAACCGGUACAAGGGGAAGAACUAUCCAAUCAUGAACAUCCAUGAGAGAACACUGAGUGUCCUGGCCUGUCGAUAUGUGUCAGAGGUGGUGAUUGGUGCACCAUAUGCAGUAGGCAAAGACCUGCUGGAUCAUUUUAAGGUGGACCUGGUGUGUCAUGGCAAGACGGAGGUGAUUCCAGACAAGGAUAGUUCAGACCCCUACGCUGAGCCGAGGAAGAGGGGAAUCUUCAGGACCAUCGACAGUGGGAACAAUCUCACCACUGAUGACAUUGUCCAGAGGAUCAUUGAAAACAGGCUGCAGUUUGAAGCCAGGAACCAAAAGAAGGAAGCCAAAGAGAUGGCGGUGAUCGAGGCGAUGAAGAAGAAAGAGCAGCAGGACCAGCGUGAAGCUGCAGCCCAGGCUGCUCACUAGAGAGACCUCAGACCUAGUCCUGUGUGUGAAUAUAAUCAUCCCGGUAGACACAGCUUUAAGAAGGUGGACUCGGGUGGACAAUGGGCCUGGCUGGAUGAAACAACCAAAAAGAGGGGCAGUCAGUCUCUUCUAGUCCACUGGGUGCAGAAUCUUGCUUUUAAUAUUGGGUGAAGCGGUGUGUCAUACAUGCUGCUGAGUUAGCUUUUCACUGUCCUCAUCUAUACAGACUACUCCAGUCUAAUGGGAUUAAAAUAGAUCUGCCUGGACAAGACCACAAAGAAUCUGAACGUGUAACAUAUUAUGAUUUAACCUGCAAAGUCCCUUUAAACCCCUUGUCGUCCACAGAGAACUUUUUAAUGUUAUCAUCUGUCACGUAUUGUUUUUAUUAUUCAAUCACGCACUAUGUGUUCCUGUAUAGACAUAGAAGUGGUAUGCCUAAUUCGUAAUAAGCCAUAACUUAUUGACAAAUCAUCAUUGUCAGUUAUGUUUUUAGAUUUUUAAACAAUAGUUUUUAAUGAUCAGUCUUAGCAGUGUCAGCACUAAAGCUCAAUGUGAUCUAUUUUUCUAUUCUAUUAUUAUAUAGACAUAGAUCUGUUAUUUAACACACAAAAUGUAGAUUUGUUUUCAUUUCUCUCACUAUGUUUUUGUCCAUCCAGAAAAAAAACAUUACUACGUUAAAUGAUCUGUGAAAGUGUUUUAAUUUUACCUGUGGAUUUUAACUAAAUUUGCACCGUGUGCGCGUGUGUGUGUGUGUGUGCGUGUGUGUAUGUGUAUGUGUAUGUGUGUGAGAGAGAGCAAGGUUAGUGAGUGUUUGUGCUGUAAAUGACAGUAGUGCCUCAUUCCCAAAGCUAUACUGUAACUAAUUUAAGGGCUGUGACUUGUAUAAAAAAAAAAUUCUUUACCAGAGCGUCUCUACAGCUGUCUGUAAAGUCGUCCUUCUUUCUUCAGUCUGCUUUCAAGAAAUGUGUUUUAAUCAAACUAGAAGGUUCUUCUUCAGACUGCUUCUGCAAACUUUUAUAGAUUGUAGAAGGUGACUGUUGUUAAACAGGACACAUUACUUGGAAGUGUGACAGUGUGUGUUUUAUUAAAUGUGUCUGUGAGUUGGAAUGAAAAAUAAAUACGUUUCUAAAUAUUAGAUGCAGGGACUUUCCACAACCUUUCAAUCACUAUGUUGCGAUGUGUCAAAUUCCCUUUUAAUAAACAAAUUGGUAACAUGGUGAA
Larimichthys crocea (large yellow croaker) is the source of this 2619-nucleotide messenger RNA. It is a transcript of the gene pcyt2, whose product is annotated as phosphate cytidylyltransferase 2, ethanolamine. Gene Ontology annotation, biological process: phosphatidylethanolamine biosynthetic process. Gene Ontology annotation, cellular component: cytoplasm. The record is from RefSeq and is a predicted model, not a curated record. The transcript is spliced from 12 exons. Gene Ontology annotation, molecular function: ethanolamine-phosphate cytidylyltransferase activity. NCBI's taxonomy places the organism in Eukaryota, Metazoa, Chordata, Actinopteri, Sciaenidae. The coding region runs from base 190 to 1398 and encodes 402 amino acids.